CCUGGCUUGGGGGGCCGGGAUGGUCGGAGGGGCUGCGGCAGAGGGCAGCGCCUGCGCAAGGCCUUGGAGCGCAACUUCCCGCUCAGCCUGCUAUGCCCCUUCGGGGAUGCGGGCUCCCACGGGGCCGACCCCGCCCCCAGCCCUGGGAGGGCGUGUCCUGGCCGCCCCGCCCCCGCUGGCCCCGGGGCGGCAGUCCGGCAGAGCGCCGCGCAGCGCGUAGGGAUGCGCGGGGUGGCCGUGACCGUCCGCCGCAGGGCGAGGCCUGGGGGACGCUUGGGGCACGCCACGUCCGCCCCAGGGAACCGCACAGGCAUGUGUAUGCAAGUGCAGUCGCCCUCACAGGGUACCUUCCAAGUACUUCGUGGGGACGGCACUUCUGUGGGAACUGUCAUCAUGUUCCACUGCCCCUUGGGCCACCAGAUGGUGGGGUCGGGCCUCCUCACCUGUGCCUGGAAGGGAAGCAUCGCUGAGUGGUCUUCAGGGACCCCCACGUGCAAGACUAUACCACCCUAUGAGACCUUUGGCUUCAGGGUGGCCGUGAUCUCCUCCAUCGUCAGCUGUGCCAUCAUCCUGCUCAUGUCCAUGGCCUUCCUCACCUGCUGCCUCAUGAAGUGUGUGAAGAAGAGUGAGCAGCAGCGGUCAGACAGGGCAGCCCAGCUGUGGCUCCAGUUGAGAGGCGAGGACUUGGAGACAGUACAGGCCCCCUACCUUGGCCUCAAGGGCCUCAACAACAACAACAGCAGCAGCAGUGGGGAUCCCAGAGUCCAGCCCAUCCAUGGGCACGACAACCACAGCUUUACCACGGAUGCUGGAAUCUCCUCCACCAGCAAUGCAAUGCUCCGGCCUGAAAGAGACACCCCUCGCUUCUAUGCACGACACAUCCACCACACUGACCUCAGAGGCCAGGAGGGGGGCUCUCCUGGGUGUGCAGAAGAAGAGGGAGCAGCCAGGCAUGAGCAACACCAGGACCACCAUGUCAUCCUGCAUCCACUCUUUCACAUACAGUGCUGGUGAGACCCAUGGUUUUCAGUUGCUGUAGAGCUGAGUUAUCAGAGAAACACCAGUCAGCCAUAAGUACGGGAGUAGCGCCAUUCUUGUCCCUAGAAGUGGCUGUGCAAGAUCAGGCUAGGAUGUCACAAAGAAGACUUCCUCACCCAGCAGAUGGGAAAAAAAGUGUGUCUCAUGUGUUGAUUCCUCAACAAUUUGGUUAUCUCUGUGCUCCAUUUAUCAUAGCAGGAUAGUGACUCAUCCUGAAACUCGGUGGCUUUACACUGCAGCUGCCAGGUUGUCAUCUCUUCUGGUUCUGUGGGUUCUUGCCUCCCCUGUGGCUAUGGUUAGCGAGUGUCAGCAAGCGUCUAGGGCUGGAAUCUUCCAGACGUGUCCACCCACACAGGUAGCAGUUGACACUAGUUGUCUGGGACCUCAGCUGGGGCUCUAGGUAGAAACGCCACACGUGGCAUCCUUCGGCAUGGUGACUGGGCUUCAAGGGUGGGGUGUCCCAGAAACCUGAACUGGGGUUUUUGUUCCCUAAGGCCUGGUCCCAGACGAUUGACCAGGCAGAUUUAGAUGUGCUCAUGCCUGAUGAACUCAGUGGUCCAGAGAAAAACUCUUCAUUCUACCUCCCUCCCUCCCCGCUCCCCAGGCCAAAAACUCAAAGGCUACUUUCUCUCAGACCCCAUAUCCAAUCCUGCAGCCAUCCUUUUGGUUCAACCUAAAAAUUCAACUGGAAAACACCCUAUCUCUUUACUCCACAAGCCCUGCUCUGCUUCCAUCUCGCCUGGACUAUUCCAGUAAACUCCUGGCCUCCCCUGCCCUGCCUUGGGUCCCCCUGCCUCCAUUCAAACCCCUACCCAUCCUGCCUAGGGUCAACAGCUACCAGAGAAUUACUUUUCUAAGUUUUUGUUUGUUUGUUUGUUGCCUUUUAAGGCUACACUUACCACAUAUGGAGUUUCAACCCCCAGGCUAGGGGUCGAAUUGGAGCUGCAGAGGCCGGCCUACACCAC
Molecule: messenger RNA, 2003 nt
Organism: Phacochoerus africanus (Common warthog)
Lineage: Eukaryota; Metazoa; Chordata; Mammalia; Artiodactyla; Suidae
Gene: SUSD3
Product: sushi domain containing 3
Exons: 5
Coding region: 223-1014 (263 amino acids)
Cellular component (GO): plasma membrane
Source: RefSeq, a predicted model, not a curated record